Messenger RNA from Gymnodraco acuticeps, 5631 nucleotides. RefSeq names its product xylosyltransferase 1-like. NCBI's taxonomy places the organism in Eukaryota, Metazoa, Chordata, Actinopteri, Perciformes, Bathydraconidae. Gene Ontology annotation, cellular component: membrane. Gene Ontology annotation, biological process: heparan sulfate proteoglycan biosynthetic process; chondroitin sulfate proteoglycan biosynthetic process. The record is from RefSeq and is a predicted model, not a curated record. Gene Ontology annotation, molecular function: protein xylosyltransferase activity.
CUUCCACUCCUUCCUCCCGUCGCGCUGCGCACAGCCACAGACGCUCCUCCAGCUCCGUGCAGCCCCGGUGCGAAGAUGGUUGGCGGCUUGUGUGCUCGCAGGUUGGCCCGCCGGUCUCGGUCCGCCCUGAUAGCUGCCCUCACUGUGCUGCUGGUGCAGACACUGAUAGUGUGGAACUUCAGCAGCCUCGACUCCGGCGAAGACCGGGAAAACGGAGGCUCCAACGUGCGGGAGAAGAGGGACCGGGUCGCGGGCAACAAAGCCGCUGGCAGCGACUAUUUCCAGCAUGGGCUCCAGCAGCGGCAGCGGCAGCAUCUUCAACCGCCCGGGAAGGGGUCGUCUCGCCACAUACAGCAGCCGGAUGGAUAUUACUCCCACCGGCCGAAGGAGAAAAAUAGAGUGGACAGCAACAACGAGAACUCUGUACCCAAAGACUUUGAAAACAUAGACAAUAGUAACUUUGGAGCGCGCUCGCAGCCCCACCGGCAGUCUGUGGGGGCCACCAGCAGCAAACAGCAGCGGGAGCAUCUGCAGGAAAAAGCGCAUGCCCAGCAGCAGGCCUGGCGGGACACCUCCCCGAGCCGAAACUCCAACGAGGUUCUACCUGUAGGCCACCAGACGCUGGCGCUGGGAAACAAUGCCUCCCACCAUGGAGGUGUCGGGGGAGUGUCACGGCAACACUACCGUGCCUCACAGGCCCAGCAGGCCGAGUCACAACACAGACAUCAGUAUCCGCACAGGAGGCAGGCAACGGCCGCGCCGCUGGAGGUGACCUAUGAUGAGCCGCCCAAGUGUGAGAUCAGCGGGAAGGAAGCCAUUUCAGCUCUAUCCAGAGCCAAGAGCAAGGAGUGCCGGCAACAGAUCGCAGAGGUGUACUGCAGACACAAGGAAGGGCAAUUAAUGCCCGAGAAGGUCACUCGGUACUGCCCUCUCGAGGGUAAAGCCAAUACUAAUGUCCAGUGGGAUGAAGACUCUGUGGAGAUCUUUCCUAUAAAACCAGUCAGAAUAGCGUUUGUCCUGGUGGUCCACGGACGAUCCUCCCGCCAGUUUCAACGCCUCUUCAAAGCCAUCUUCCACAGCUCGCACUACUACUACAUACACGUGGAUCAGCGCUCCAACUAUCUGCAUAGGCAGAUUCAAGCCAUGGCUGCCCAUUAUCCCAAUGUGAGGGUGACACCUUGGCGCAUGGCCACCAUCUGGGGGGGGGCCAGUCUGCUGACCAUGUACCUCCGCAGCAUGGCCGACCUGCUGGCCAUGAGGGACUGGAGCUGGGACUUCUUCAUCAACCUCAGUGCUGCCGACUACCCCAUCAGGACCAACAACCAGCUGGUGGCCUUCCUGUCCAAAUACAGAGACAUGAACUUCAUCAAGUCCCACGGCAGGGACAACGCCAGGUUUAUCCGUAAGCAGGGUCUGGACCGUCUGUUCUUCGAAUGCGACACCCACAUGUGGAGGCUGGGCGACCGUAAAAUCGCAGAAGGCAUCUCUGUGGAUGGAGGGUCCGACUGGUUCCUCCUCAACCGCAUGUUUGUGGAAUAUGUCAUCAACUCCAAGGACGACCUGGUCACCAGCAUGAAGCGCUUCUACGCCUAUACUCUGCUGCCGGCCGAGUCGUUCUUCCACACAGUGCUGGAGAACAGCGCCCACUGUGAGAGCAUGGUGGAUAACAACCUGCGCAUCACCAACUGGAACCGCAAACUGGGCUGUAAGUGCCAGUACAAGCACAUCGUGGACUGGUGCGGCUGCUCCCCCAAUGACUUCAAGCCUGCAGACUUCCACCGCUUUCAGCAAACGGUGCGGCCCACCUUCUUUGCCAGGAAGUUUGAGGCCAGCGUGAACCAGGAGAUAGUGAACCAAUUGGACUCCUACCUGUACGGACCCUUCCCCCAGGGGACGCAGGGCCUGAACUCCUACUGGGAGAACCUUUACGACGAGCCUGAUGGUGUGGCUAGUCUCUCGGAUACGCAGCUCACGUACUUCCACUCUUUCUCGAGGCUGGGUCUGGCCCGAGCGGCCGCCUCUCUGCAGGGGAACCCAAAUGAUCACAGCUGCAGGUACUUCCCCAUGGGUCAUCCGGUGUCAGUGCAUCUCUACUUCCAGGCAGACCAGUUCCAGGGCUACCUGGUGAAGCACCACGCCACCAACCUGGCAACAAGCAAACUGGAGACCAUGGAGACCUGGGUGGCACCCAAGAAGAACUUUAGGCUAACCACGCCUGCCAGCAGCACAUUCAGCAGGUUGCAGCUUGCAGAGAUUGGCACUGAGUGGGAUGCCAAAGAGCGCAUGUUCAGAAACUUCGGCGGCCUGAUGGGCCCCAUGGACGAGACGGUGGGCAUGCAGAAGUGGAGCAAGGGGCCCAACGUCACCGUCACGGUCGUGUGGAUCGACCCCACCAACGUCAUCGCGGCCACCUAUGACAUCCUGAUUGACGCGGGGGCAGAGUUCACUCACUACCGCCCGCCGCUCAACCUGCCCCUGCGGCCCGGCGUGUGGAGCGUCCGCAUCCUGCACCACUGGAGCCCCGUGGCCGAGAUGCGCUUCCUCAUCGCCCCGCUGACCUACAGCAAGCACCAGCCCAUACGACAAGAGGAUACUCUGAAGCUCCACAACGGGCCCACCAAGAACAGCUACAUGGAGCAGAGUUUCCACGGCCUUAACCCGGUGCUCAACAUCCCGGUCAGCCUGGGCUUCGUGGAGCAGGCCAAGAGGAAUGCGGCCCUGACCGGCCCCGAGCUGGAGCGCUGGUCAGACAGCCUGGUGGGCGAGAUGUGGGAGGCGGCCGACGUCUGCGCCGUGGGCCCCACCGCCUGCCCCGUGAUGCAGGCCUGCCCUAAGAACCCCUGGAGCUCCCUGAGCCCAGACCCCAAGUCCCACAUGGGAGUGGCGCGCGAAGACGGGCGCAUCAGAUAGCAGCGAGGCCUCCAGCUGGACAGGAGGCCGCGGCGCAGGAGAUUCAUUGUUGAUUUUUAUUUAUUUAAGGGCUUCGCUGCAGGUGGGGGAAGGAAACGUGAUCUCUGUCUCUAGAGGAGAGGGAAACAAAGGAAAAAGUGGAUUUUCUCGGGGGUUAGCGAGUGUGUCUGGACAGAAAGCGAAGGGAACGAUUUUCAGAUCCUCCCACGGGGUUCCUCCUUUUAGGGGAUUAUGCUGGCUUUGCUAUUUCAGUUUCCUGUGUCUUUAUUUUCCUUCUCAUGGCUGAGUUUUACUGUGAUCAAACGUUGCAAUUUUCGAGCAUUUAUUUUUGCUGCUGAAUGAAUUAUGAAGUCAGCUUUUAAAGCCCUGCACGGGGCACAGCGGUCAUGUGACACUGGCAGCAGACGAAGCUCUGCUGCAGAAAAAGACAUGCAUGAGGAGGAAGCCUAGUACUGAACUAAAUGUGCCUCCUUAAGUGUGUGUCAACAUAAAUAAAAUGAGACAACAUCUGAGUGUUCAGAUUUACCCAAACAGUCGGAGAAGAUUAUUUUGAUACAACUCAAAUGCAGCACCAUUUAAGAUUAUAAAUGUCCCCUUUAUGGAGAAAUAUUUUAGCAUUUUCAAAGCAAACCAAUUCAAAACUUUCUGAUAGUUGGAUGACUUCAGUUUGUAAAUCAGUAGAACGGAUCAGUAACAGCAGCACAACUGCUCUCAGUUCAGUGCCUGAUCAGGAUGUGGAACUGCUGCAGUAACAUUUCGUUAAAAUAUGGAAAAAGAAGAAUGCAAAUAAAGAGGCCUUUUCAGAAUAAUGAAACCUAUUUGGAUUAUAAUAUAAAUCUAAUGUUAGUUUUAGUGUUGUAAAUUCAUGAAAGCUUCAUUUUUGUUCUUUAUACAAUAGCGUUUUAAGACUUCACAUUCACAUAGUUUCGGUUUGUUUUACUAAAAACCAAGAGGUUGUUUUUUUCACCGACAUGCCUCCAACUUGAAACACUUGAGCUGACCUUAAAUGAUCAUCCUCAUCUUUUUUUACUUUCUUCCACCUUAUGUUGUACAAGAUUAUACAAGUCUCAAAAAAAAAUGUGUGAAUGAGGAAGUGGGGUUGGGUGAGUCCAUGAGUCGCUAUUUAUUUAUAAGUUUAUAUUAAUACUGAUAUUUUUAGUCAGUGACUAAAUAACUGCGACGCUGCCUUGGCAGCAUGAUAAUAUUUUUUGUAAAGAAAGCCGCCUUUAUUUACAAAGGCCCUAACCCCAAACUUGUACCUUUUUACGGCCCGCACCUGUGUGUUGUCUGUGUUGUCCUGUCUGAAUAGAUCUCCUUGUCUUGGUUUCGUACAUGGCUGUUUGCCAAGAGAAAGACACUGACCUGCGGGGUCAGAGGUCAACUAUACCUAACAACCUCACCAAGCAGCGAAGGGAAACAAACCUCACACACAUUGGACAGCGUCUGAGUUGAAGGAGAAACUUUGCAUUUUGGUGUUUCAUGGUUCAAGUCAGUUUCAGAAUGAUUGUGGUGAUCUUCAUGCUGUGACCAUAAUGUACAAUUUCAAGUGAAUAUUAUAUUGUAUUUUAUUGCAAAAUGCAUAAAUCACUACAUGACCCAUCAACCCUUGUUCUGCCAUUGAGACAAUCUCCGGACAACAAUUUAUAACUCAUCCUGAACAACAGGUGCGCUCAGAUGUUUGUUUUUCUUUGAAAUAAGUUUCAUCUGGAGCCAAUUAGAGUUCAAUCUGUGAUUGUCAACAUUGUUUAGCCAGCACACGGGCUAAGUGAGUGUUUCUGCACAGGCUAAUUAAGAGACAUUUCUGUUCAUUAAUGUCAAGUUCACCUUGCCUCUCUUGUCGGAUGUGUCGAAUGCUAUCACUCCUUCCCUCUUAACGCAUUCUCGGGUUUAAGAUGAAAAGGACGGUUUUAGUUUUUCACUGGUUGGCCUCUGCUGCCAGCUUUUAACUUAUCAUGCCUCCCUGUUCAGAACAACUACAUCACACAAUACAUAUUAUUAUGUAAGCUCAAUGACAGUUUUGGAAAAAGGUGAAUUAAAUAAAUGUAAGUCAAUGUGGAAGUCCUAUUUUGUAACAAAAUGAUUAAAAAAUGAAGAUGUACAUAGGUAUUUUGUAUUGAAAUAUUGUUUUAAAAAAAAAAAGGUAUUGUACAUGUAAAUACAGAUGUGGUUAAAAUGAAUUAUUAAGAAUUUCUGAAGUGUUAAUAACUGGGCACAAAGAGUAAAUUGAUGGCGUUUAUUGAUCAAAGUACAUAACCUGUUUCAGUGUUUUUUGGACAGCUGUGACAACAACCUUGUCCUUUUUGCCUCUCAGAGAAAAUCACAUGCCAGAUUGUUGUUGUUCUUGCUGGAAUGUAUUGUUGAGCAACUGUUGCACAAACUUCUCUGAACUGACGUUUCCCCCCCCCCGUUAUCUUUUUCCGGGGAGGCUCUGUGUGCCUUAGCUGACUUUUAGUACGUUCUCUGUCCAUUAAAAGAAGGAAAACCUUUUAUUUUGUUAUUUGUUUUUGAUCUGAUGUGAAGAAUACCAUGAGUUUGUGGAGUGGUUCACUGGUACUGCAACACCAAAAAGAUGUCUGCUGUUGUAUAUAUCAUCAGGCCUUAUGUCUUUAUCAGUUUUUGUUUUGAUUCCCUUUGGGGGAUUUGUUUUGUUGUUCUUGACUGGCUUGUCUUACUUUUCUCUGACUGCUUUUUGGAAAUAAAAUUAUAUGGAAAAAAAGCUCA